CUUCACUCACAAUUCACCUGCCAAGACUUGCACGACCCUUGCAAGACAAAUACAUCAUUAACAUUGACUAGCAAAAGGCAACAAGAUGGUCUUUGUCAAUGCCAUGCAGUACACCAAAGUCGCAGACGACGAACACCUCGAAGACACAUUCGACGAUACGAAGGCAGAGUACGCUGGCAUAGAAACCGAUGAAGAGGCGCAUUUAGGUCAUGGCACGACAACAACCACAACAGCACAAAAGCCAUCACGGAGACGGUUAUGGAUAGGCGUGGGAGCGACUAUUGCCAUCCUCCUGGCAGUCCUAGUCGUGAUGCUAUUCAUCUUGCGGCCGGAGAUGAGUAUGCUACACAAGACAGCGAGUCAGGCGUCAACAAAUACGACAUCGGAGGCUAGUCAUGCAGCGGAAUCAAAGGUUUCAACGGCCUCAAGCACAGAUAUAGAGACUGAAGAUCUACAAGACGUGAAUGGUCAACGGACAGGUACGAGUACCCCGUCUGAUGCAACAUUGAGUAAUGUUCCUGCGGAUAACUUGGUCGGCGCUGUUCCUAUAUCCUCGCGUCUUGGCCAGCGCAGCCUGCCUCUUGACCUGCUGGACUGAGGCCCUCUGUACCUUAUCUCUCUGUAGAAUUUGACCCGCGAUUUUGAUGUUUCCUGCCAGUGACGACAUUGGACAAACUUAAGACCAAAGCGACAUACAGUACAGUAGACGAGCAGGAUGGCGAUUCCAGUGCUAGGCAGGC
Molecule: messenger RNA, 740 nt
Organism: Protomyces lactucae-debilis
Lineage: Eukaryota; Fungi; Ascomycota; Taphrinomycetes; Taphrinales; Protomycetaceae
Exons: 1
Coding region: 86-598 (170 amino acids)
Source: RefSeq, a predicted model, not a curated record